Molecule: messenger RNA, 1263 nt
Organism: Leptopilina boulardi
Lineage: Eukaryota; Metazoa; Arthropoda; Insecta; Hymenoptera; Figitidae
Exons: 1
Coding region: 1-1263 (420 amino acids)
Source: RefSeq, a predicted model, not a curated record
AUGGCGGAGAUUCUCAGCAUUCCAGCAUCAGUGAAUUUUGAUGAAUCCAUAGCUAAUUAUGAGAUUCACAGUCAUCAACCAUAUGCAUCCUCAUCGUUUAACAAUAGUGAUGAAAUUCGCAUUAUUGUACAAAAUCAAGAUUUAUCUAUUUUACCAAGCAAUAGUGUAUUACAUAUUUUUGGAAGGUUGACUAAUGCUGAUGGAACUGAUGCCACACAAAAUAUUCAUUUCACCAACAAUGCGAUAGCCUAUUUGUUUGAUGAAAUUCGUUAUGAAUUGAAUGGUAUUGAGAUUGACCGUUGCAAGUAUGUUGGACAUACAACUACUAUGAAAAGCUUGGUUUCCUUAACACCACCUCAACUUAACCGCGCUGAAAAUGCAGGAAUUUUGAAUAUGGAAUUUAAUACAAGAAUGUCAUUACAAGAUGGAUAUUUUGAUGUAUCAGUACCACUUGGUAUGAUUUUUGGGUUUGCUGAAGAUUAUAAAAAAAUUGUUAUGAAUGCGAAACAUGAACUGAUUUUAAUAAGAGCACGUAGUGAUUUAAAUUCUAUUAUUCAAACGGGCGAAGGUGCAGAUGAACAGUUCAAAGUACAAAUUAAUAAAGUGGAAUGGUUAGUGCCAUAUGUUUUACCAUCUGAUAAUAAUAAAAUCAAAUUAUUGAAAUUUAUCGAGAAAGAUCCACUAAUUUCAAUGAGUUUUCGAUCAUGGGAAAUGUUUGAAUAUCCCUUAAUUCCGUCAAGUACAAGAGUCAUGUGGCAAAUAAAAUCGUCAACACAAUUAGAGAAGCCUCGAUAUGUAAUUGUUGGAUUCCAAACAGGAAGAAAAGAUAAACGUAAAAAGUCUGCCAGUUAUUUUGAUCACUGCGACAUUACAAAUGUAAAACUCUUUUUGAAUUCACAAUCAUAUCCUUAUGGAAAUUUAAAUUUAAAUUUUAAUCAAAAUCAAUAUUCUAUACUUUAUGAUAUGUAUGCUAAUUUUCAAUCUUCCUACUAUGGAAGAGAUUCUGAACCCAUAUUAAAGCUUGACACUUUUAAAUCAUUGGCUCCUCUAAUUGUUAUUGAUUGUUCAAAACAAAACGAGUUUCUCAAACAAACGUCAGUUGAUGUACGUUUGGAAUUUGAAGCUAGAAAUAAUAUACCUGUUGAAACAACUGCUUAUUGCCUCAUCAUACAUGAUCGCAUUGUACAGUAUAAACCAAUCAGCGGUAUAGUUAAGAAGAUGUCAAGCAGUGGAGGGGGUAAAAUGAAAGUAGUGGGGGGUUGA